Helianthus annuus (common sunflower) is the source of this 1236-nucleotide messenger RNA. Its product is annotated as zinc finger CCCH domain-containing protein 14. Bases 190 to 1050 code for a protein of 286 amino acids. Lineage: Eukaryota; Viridiplantae; Streptophyta; Magnoliopsida; Asterales; Asteraceae. Gene Ontology annotation, molecular function: mRNA binding; metal ion binding. The transcript is spliced from 4 exons. The record is from RefSeq and is a predicted model, not a curated record.
AAAAUAAGCUAACCCAAACACCCCCCCUAAUAUAAUUGCCAUCCAUUCGUAAAGAUUAGUAUUUUCGCUACGCCAAAACUCUUGGGGAUUUCGAUUCGAUUCGAGCUCGUUAAUCUCCUUCAUUCUCGAAUCAAAGUUAGGGUUUCACCGAACCAUCAUCAGUUCAUCACAAAUUCGGUUAAUCUAGCUAUGGAUUCUCGUAAGAGAGGACGGCCUCAUGUUAAUGGCACCGCAAAGAAAUUCAAGUCAGAAUCAGAGUUAUCAAGUGGUAUAAGAGGCAAAACGAAGCCUUGCAUGAAGUAUUUCAGCAUGGACGGCUGCCAAUUUGGCGAAAACUGUCACUUUCUCCAUUACUAUCCUGGUGGCUACAACGCCGUUGCGCAACUAAUGAACCUCCCGCCAAUUUCAACCACCCCAACCACCAUACAAAACGGACCAACGUCAACCGCUAACGUUAAAUCGAAGCUCUGCAAGAACUACACCACUGCCGAAGGCUGUAAGUUCGGUAACCAGUGUCACUUCGCUCAUGGAGAUCAUGAGGUUGGAAAGCCUAUCAACGAGGACCCACGAGCCCUACCAUCACUCCCGGCACUCCCGAGCCGACAUGCACCGCCACCGUCAGGUCCUGCCGCUAGCUUUGGUGCCUCAGCUACCGCUAAAAUCAGCGUUGAUGCUUCCCUCUCAGGUGCUAUAAUCGGACACGGCGGUGUGAACUCCAGACAAAUCUGCAGACAAACAGGAGCCAAGCUAUCGAUUCGGGAUCAUGAAAGUGACACAAAUCUUAAGAAUAUUGAACUUGAAGGCACGUUUGAUCAAAUUAAGGAAGCGAGCGCUAUGGUUAGAGAGAUUAUAUCUAGUGUGAGUGUCAGAUCGGUUGCACCAACUCGAUUACCGCCACCGGCUAUGCAACGUGGGCCCCCAUCACACACUACUCCACCAGGCAGCAAAAAGACGAAACUGUGUGAAAAUUUUGCCAAGGGGUCAUGCACUUUCGGUGAAAGGUGCCAUUUUGCACAUGGUGCGACCGAGUUAAGGAAAGCACGCGUGUGAGACGCUAACAAAGUUUUGGUAAGUUGUGGCUUUUUUCGCUUUUUUUGUAGUAAAGAUUCUUGAUACUUAAACUGUUUUUUCAAGAUUCAUAUGAUGUUGGGUGUGUGACAACCGAACUUAGUGUUGGCGUUUUGGUGUUGAUACAACAUUUGCGAUUCUUGUUAUGAUACUUUUAGAUUCGUUCAA